Molecule: messenger RNA, 375 nt
Organism: Miscanthus lutarioriparius
Lineage: Eukaryota; Viridiplantae; Streptophyta; Magnoliopsida; Poales; Poaceae
Source: the annotation of a GenBank genome assembly
AUGGCUAGCAGAACGAUAGCUCGUCUCUCCUUGGCGCUCGCGGCCAUCCUUCCUGUAGCCCUUGCCACCUUCCCCCACCGCGCGCUCCUCCAGUCCUGCCAGCCCAACGGCUCCAUCCGCGGCAAGUCCGGCAGCUGCAACCCUGAUAACGACUCCGUGUGCUGCGAGGACGGGAAGGGCUACACGACGUUCGCGUGCUCCCCGCCGGUGACGACCCGCACCCGCGCCACGCUGACGCUCAACAGCUUCGCGAAGGGCGGAGACGGCGGCGGCGCGUCCAGCUGCACCGGCACGUUCUUCGACGACGACGUGAAGGUGGUGGCGCUGUCCACGGGUGGUUCAACAAAGGGAAGCGGUGCCAGAAUAGCAUCGUGA